GGCUAAAGGCUUUGCACUACUUUGUUAUUCACAUGUGCUGUAGUCCUGCCCAAGACCUGUAAACACACUUUAAUGUGUAAGUUACCCUUUAAAUGGAGCAAUUUAUUUGUUUUAGUAUUAGUGUUCAUAUACAAAAUCAAACAUUACACAAUCAAAAGCACAUAUAACAAAUCAAAACACUACAGGUUGGUAUGAAGGCAUAUGUUUCCACUUGAGGACCAGGGACUACUGACACUACACCCACAUCUACCGCUCUUUAUGUAUCUAUGGACCCAGUUGUCUCUAAGUUUCCGUAAAGUGCGGUGGACUCGACAGACUAUAUAUAGCAGCUUAAUUAAACUCCUGGAUAAACAGCACUCCUAUGCUGAAAUUAUACCUUGUUUUGUCCUUUAUCAGUUUCUCACAGUCAGAGAAAACACAAUUUUAGUUUGAAAUAUGCACAAUGCGAGCACAACACUAAAUAAACUAUUAAAGCUUUUAAAAUUGGAAUUUGACGCUCUUCUACAAGACAUGGACACAAUAUAAGCUUAUAAUGCUGGAACCACCUUCACCGAUGUUGCUGGUAUUAGUAGAUCAUAGACCAGCAAUCACUUAACUGUAUUACAUUAAUUAAGGUCAUGGUGUUUAUUUUUUGUCAGAGUUAGCAGUGAAUUAUAUGAAUAGCAUAAAGACUAUAGUUUAUGGCGUCCAAGUACUGGAUUGCAUUUUAUUUAAGAGCGAUUCAAAUUAAGGCCCUUUUUUAAGACAGCCAGUUUGUCAUGUGAUUGCAGGAAAAGCACAGGUGUGAUUGAUCAAAUUAACGAUAGCUGCAUUUUAUUUAGAUGGAAUAGUUCAGAUGGCUGAUCUUACGUCCAGGUAAUGUGCAUGCCUGCUUAUGAGGACCCCUAAAUGGAAAGGAGUCAUGGUUAACAACAUUUUUUCCACUUGCGCUCCUUCUGCGAUGACUUCCUCAUGGGCUCCAGCACGAAACCUUCUGGAGGUCAGUAAAAACAGGGCUGAUGGAACAGAAGUGAAGAAUAAGCAGGGUACAGAAGCAGCUGCAGAUAUGCAUUCAGGGAAAAAUGGAGAAACGAACCAUGGAAAGACAGGAGACAACAAUGGAGACAGUAAGGAAGAUGCUGUCACUGAGGAAGAGACAGAGGGCACCAAUGGGAAAAAGUCACAGGGAGAGGGCACCACUGAGGUAAAGAAAGGGGGAGAGAGCACUGCUGAGGCAAAGAAAGAGGGAGAAGACGCCACUGAGGCAAAGAAAGAGGGAGAGGGUGCAACUGAGGCAAAGAAAGAGGGAGAAGGCGCCACUGAGGCAAAGAAAGGGGGAGAAGGCGCCACUGAGGCAAAGAAAGAGGGAGAAGGCGCCACUGAGGCAAAGAAAGGGGGAGAAGGCGCCACUGAGGAAAAGGGAGCGUUGGAUAAAGCCAUAAGGAAAGAAACAAAGACAAAUCAGGUUAGCCCCUAUGAUAUAAGUGAUGAGGCAGAGAGCAGUCAUUUCUUCGCCUACCUGGUCUCUGCAGCUGUGCUGGUGGCCGUGCUUUACAUCACCUACCACAACAAACGCAAGAUAAUUGCCUUUGUUUUGGAAGGAAAGAAAUCCAGGGCUGCACGCCGCCCUAAAUCAACUGACUACCAGAAGCUGGAACAGCAGAUGUAAUCUCAAGUUUUCUUGAAGCUGUUGCCUUGAACAGUUGAAUACACUGGUGGCUGUGUGAGAAGAAGUCGAAUGGAUGCUGCCAUCAGAUAUUUUCCCGGUGGACUCAUUGAUUUCACCUCGCGUUAAAUGGACAUUCUUUUAUUCUGUACUUUUUAGAUGCUUAUUGUGUGACUAUGCAGAUGACACUGUUGCCUUACUGAAGGAAUUAGUGAAAUGAAGUGAAGGUAAAAGUAAGCAUGCUGUUUUUGCACUCGCGUCGUUAUUCCACUUUUAAAAGCAAUUUUGUACCUUAAGAAGGUUCUGACUCAGGAUAUUUCAGUAGCAGAAGAUAACAUGAGCUUUUUGGAUUCCAGACUUGUUUGUACGGUGCAUUAGUGAUUGCACUGCAUACCUAAUUAAGCCAUCUGAAUCUUUGUAAAAUACUGGCUGUGUACAAUUUCUUUGAGCUUAUUUUAAAUGUCUAUGAGAUAUAAUGUAUGACGAGUCCAUUUAGAUGUACAAAAUGAUCACAAUGGGAUGAUGAAUGUAAUGGCAACCAUUGUUUUCCAAAUGAUAUGCUUGCACAGUGCUCACCCACUUUAAAAUUGUUAAAGGCAGAGACUUUGAAGGAGACACAUUAUGCUGAUGUUCAGGUUCAUAAUUAGAUUUUUCAUAAUUUUGUAGGUUUACAUGCCUUAGUGCUGAACAAAGCAGUGCCCCAGCACUGCAUCCCCCCUGUCUGAAACACUCUGUUUACCUCCUGUCUCUUUAAGACUGAAUACCCAGUCUCCUCUGAUUGGUCAGCUCAAACAUGACUGGACCAGCACCGCUUACCACAACAGAGCGGCUGUGUUAAAUCUAUUUUUAAAUGCCAAACUAAGCAUGCAUUGUGCAAAUGUGUGACAUGGUGAUGUCAUGUGAUGUCACAAAGUCAUGCUAUUAAGGGCGCGGAUACUGACAAGGCAUUUCAGGAGCAGUAUUUUCUGUGGGAGAGAGGGGCUUCUGUUGAUUUUGAAUUUGCCCUUUUGAACUUUAAAGAUCUUUUACAUGCAUGAGAACACUGAUGGAGAUAACAGAAAAGUGUAAUAGGUCUCCUUUAACAGUUUGUUCUUAAAGCAAUCUUUUAAAAUUUUGAAAAAUAUGAUUAUUUGCCCUUUUCUUGCUGAGAGUUAGAUGAGAAGAUCAGUAUCACCCUCAUAUCUUUCUGGUAAAUAGAACACUAAGGCUAAAGCUUCUGGUUAGCCUAGGCAAGCGUAAGGACUGGAAAUGGAGAACCCAAAACAUGAGGGGGGGGGGCUGAUGUCUUUAUCCAAAUCUCAGCAAAAAAGGGAACAAACAUAUUUCCCAAAAUGUUGAACUGGUCAUUUGACAUACAACUUAUGAACUGUUGCUGUCAGGGUGGUGGGUACAGAAGUUCCAUUUCCGUUUUCGUCAAUGCAAAGAAAACUGUGUAACAUGAAUGGCAUUGUUAAAAUGUUGGAUCUCUUAAGUUUGUAUACUGUAUGGCUGCCCGACACCUUCGUGGUUCCUCUUUUGGUUGAAUAUUAAUAACUUGUGCCACUUGUUACUUUGCAUUCAGAAGUAAAUUUUUGUUUUAACUA
Molecule: messenger RNA, 3228 nt
Organism: Acanthopagrus latus (yellowfin seabream)
Lineage: Eukaryota; Metazoa; Chordata; Actinopteri; Spariformes; Sparidae
Gene: tgoln2
Product: trans-golgi network protein 2
Exons: 5
Coding region: 875-1648 (257 amino acids)
Source: RefSeq, a predicted model, not a curated record